Molecule: messenger RNA, 876 nt
Organism: Cololabis saira (Pacific saury)
Lineage: Eukaryota; Metazoa; Chordata; Actinopteri; Beloniformes; Belonidae
Product: olfactory receptor class A-like protein 1
Biological process (GO): G protein-coupled receptor signaling pathway
Cellular component (GO): membrane
Molecular function (GO): pheromone receptor activity
Source: RefSeq, a predicted model, not a curated record
AUGGAUCUGUGUGUGACCAUCAAAGGGGUCUCCUUCAUGCUGCAAACAGGUAUGGGCAUCUUGGGAAACAUCGUGGUACUUCUGGCGUAUGCCAGCAUCAUGUGCACUGAGCCCAAGCUGCUUCUAGUGGAUAUGAUCCUGUGUCACCUGGCCUUUGCAAACCUAUUGCUGCUGCUGACCCGUGGCAUCCCCCAGAUCAGUAUCAUGACCGUCUUCGGGCUUAGGGACCUUCUGAAUGAUCCCGGCUGUAAAGUGGUCAUGUACGCCUGCAUCGCCCGGGUGUUGUCAGUCUGCAUCACCUGCAUGCAUGCACCGCUGUGGUUCCUCAACAUGGCCAUUUGCAUUGGAGCCCCUUUCUUCUCCAAGGCUCCACGUAAUGGGACGGUCCCUGCAAACACCCUCAACUUUGGCUUUUGUCUCGGAGACUUCAGAGACAAACUAUCCUAUGUUAUUAAUGGAGUGGCUGUGUCUGGAAGGGACUUUGUAUUUGUUGCCCUGAUGGUGGGCUCCAGCUGUUACGUCCUCCUGCUUCUCCACCGCCACAGCCACCAGGUGAAAGCAAUCGGUGGGUCUCACGGCAGCGGAGCAGAGACCAGAGCGGCCAAAACGGUGCUGACCCUGCUUUGGCUGAAUUGACGCCACUGCCUGGUGGUCCUCUACGUGGUCUUCUUCGGCAUCGAUAAUGUGAGCUGGAUCUACAUGUUGACGGUGUCAAAGGUGUCACCGCUGGUGGCUGACAUGAGGGUGUUCUUCUCUUCCUGCUAUGCCUUUCUCAGCCACUUCAUCAUCUCCUCCAACAAGAAGGUCAAGGGGAAAAUUGUGUGUGCAGCUGACCAUGACCAACCAUCAAGGGAUACUCAAGAGUCAACUAAAUGA